Messenger RNA from Gordionus sp. m RMFG-2023, 3118 nucleotides. RefSeq names its product sodium/potassium-transporting ATPase subunit alpha-like. Gene Ontology annotation, molecular function: ATP binding; P-type sodium:potassium-exchanging transporter activity; ATP hydrolysis activity. The record is from RefSeq and is a predicted model, not a curated record. NCBI's taxonomy places the organism in Eukaryota, Metazoa, Nematomorpha, Gordioida, Chordodea, Parachordodidae. Gene Ontology annotation, biological process: potassium ion import across plasma membrane; intracellular potassium ion homeostasis; sodium ion export across plasma membrane. The transcript has 20 exons. The coding region runs from base 53 to 3118 and encodes 1021 amino acids. Gene Ontology annotation, cellular component: plasma membrane.
ACAACGUAGACAGCUAUUGACAGAACCAAACAAAAAGAUAGGAAGGAAAAUCAUGGGAGUUGUGGAUAAGAGAAUGUCUCGGCAUAUGUCUCUAUGGAAACAACGACAGACAUCGAUAUCAACUUUAGAUGAUUUGAAACAAGAGCUAGACAUAGAUUUUCAUUAUGUGGAAAUAGGAAAAUUAUACGAAAGAUUUGAGACUCACCCCAUAAAUGGCUUAACUUCAACAAAAGCCGUAGAAUUACUGAAAAAACAUGGCAUGAAUGCUUUGACUCCACCACCCAAGACCUCUGAGUGGAUAAAACUUUUGGAACAUCUAGUUUCAGGUUUCUCAAUUUUAUUGAUCAUUGGAUCUAUUAUGUGCUUAAUAGCAUACGCUAUCCAAUAUUCAUUAAUCAAUCGGACGGUAUCAAAGGACAAUCUAUUUCUAGGAGCUGUGCUCGCGGUGGUUGUAUUAAUAACAGGUUUUUUUUCAUAUUACCAAGAAGCAAAAAGCUCGAGAAUUAUGGAAUCCUUUAAAAAAAUGAUGCCACAACGCGCAUUGGUGAUAAGGGACGGUAAGAAAAUAGAUAUAAAAGUGGAAAAUCUCGUUAUAGGGGACAUUGUGGAUAUACGAUUCGGUGAUAGAGUUCCGGCAGAUGUACGAAUUAUCAAAAGCCAAAGUUUUAAGGUUGAUAAUUCUAGUAUAACUGGUGAAUCGGAACCCCAACCAAGAUCAAAUAUUAUGACUAGCCUCAAUCCUCUGGAAACUAGAAAUCUCGCUUUUUUUUCUACCUACGCGAUUGAAGGUAACGCUAGAGCGAUAGUAAUUAGCACGGGGGACGCUACUGUGAUGGGCAGGAUUGCCAACCUAGCUUCGAUUAUUGUAAUAGAAGAGACUCCUAUACACAAGGAGAUCAAACGUUUUGUUUUUAUUAUAGCAUCAAUCGCAGUUUUUUUCGGCGUCUUGUUCUUCAUAAUUUCCAUAAUAAUAGAUUAUACCUUGUUAAACGCAAUAAUAUUCUUCAUAGGUAUUAUAGUCGCUAACGUGCCUGAGGGAUUAUUACCUACUAUCACGGUAUGCUUAACAUUAACGGCUCAACGUAUGGCUUUAAAAAAUUGCCUAGUCAAAAAUUUAGAAGCCGUAGAAACGUUAGGGUCUACAUCCACUAUAUGUUCAGACAAAACAGGAACCUUAACUCAAAAUAAGAUGACUGUUUCGCACGUUUGGCUUGAUCGUCAGGUUCACAAAGUCGAAUUCGGAACCGAAAAUGAAACAAAUAAAUAUGAGAAUAGCAAGACGUGGAAUGCGCUGGCUAGAAUAGCAACACUUUGUAAUCAUGCCAUUUUUACACCUACUCAAGAUAAAGUUAACAUUAUGCAAAGAGAGUGCAUAGGUGACGCGUCCGAAUCUGCCCUAUUAAAAUGCAUAGAAGCGAAAAUAGGAAAUACCGAAAAAACUAGAGAACUCAACGUAAUGGUUGCUGAGAUUCCUUUUAAUUCUACCGAUAAAUAUCAAGUUUCCAUUCACGAGAUACCUGAUCAUUCGAAAUAUUUAUUGGUAAUGAAGGGAGCACCCGAACGAAUUUUGGAUCUAUGUAAAACGGCUCUAAUAUACGACGAAGAAAAGAAGGAAGAAAGGGAAAUUAUAAUUGACGAAAAUUUUAAACAGGAGUUUAAUAAGGCCUACGUACACCUUGGGGGAAUGGGCGAAAGGGUUUUAGGAUUUUGCGAUUUUUGGAUGCCAAUCGACCAAUACCCAUUUGGAAAAUUUUAUUUUGAUACCGAAAAUGUCAAUUUUUCUCUAAGCAAUUUUAGAUUUGUUGGAAUGAUGUCAAUGAUUGAUCCUCCUCGACCUGGUGUACCAGACGCAGUCUCUAAGUGCAGAAGUGCUGGAAUCAAAAUAAUUAUGGUAACCGGUGAUCAUCCUCUCACAGCUAAAGCUAUCGCCAAACAAGUUGGAAUCAUAUCGGAAGCAAACGUCAUUGUUGAAGAGAUUAUUGAUAAAGCCCCUAUAAAUCUAUCAUCCAAACCGGAAAACAACGUUAAAAGUAUAGUAGUACAUGGUCAAGAGUUAAAGGUUCUUAAUAACCAAGAUAUAGAUACGAUAUUAAUAAAAUUUAGAGAAAUAGUUUUUGCGAGAAUAUCACCACAACAAAAAUUGAGUAUUGUCGAAGGGUGUCAAAGACUAGGAGAGAUUGUUGCAGUGACUGGAGAUGGAGUCAAUGAUUCACCCGCCCUUAAAAUGGCUAAUAUAGGAAUCGCAAUGGGUAUAGCCGGGAGUGAUGUGAGUAAACAGGCAUCAGAUAUGAUAUUAUUAGACGAUAACUUUGCUUCCAUAGUUACUGGAAUUGAAGAAGGAAGGCUUAUAUUUGAUAAUUUGAAAAAGUCGAUAGCUUACACAUUAACCCAUAAUAUACCCGAACUGACGCCCUUUCUAGUUUACGUAACAUUUAGCAUACCAUUGCCCUUGGCGACGAUCACUAUUUUGUGCAUAGACUUGGGCACGGAUAUAGUACCAUCAAUUUCGUACGCUUAUGAAUACCCCGAAAAUGACAUUAUGGAAAGAAUGCCCCGUGAUCCAAAAAAUGAAAAAUUAGUUAAUUCAAGGCUAAUAGGUGGUUGUUAUGGGCAGAUUGGCAUAAUUCACUCGUUAGCUGGAUUUUUUACAUUUUUUAUUGUAAUGGCCGAAAACGGAUUUUUACCAAACCGACUUCUAAACAUUAGAGAACAGUGGGAUUCAGAGUAUAUUAAUGACUUAGAAGACUCCUUUGGACAAGAAUGGACAUAUGAAAAUCGAAAAAUACUAGAAAAAGCUGGUUAUUCUGCAUUCUUUGUGUCUGUUGUUAUCGCACAAUGGGCUAACCUGAUCAUCAGAAAAACUAGAAGGAAAUCUAUAUUUCAACACGGAAUGAGAAAUUGGGUGCUGAAUCUUUCCUUAUUUUUUGAAACCGGGUUAACCUGUUUACUCUUUUACACCCCUGGAUUAAAUUCUGCCUUAGGAUUUUAUCCCAUCAAGGCUAUUUGGUGGUUGCCAGCCAUGCCAUUUAGCGUCUUAAUUUUCGUGUACGAUGAAACUAGAAGAUAUUUUAUGAGGAAAUAUCCUGGUGGCUGGAUUGAAUGCGAGACCUACUUUUAA